AUGAGCGGGCAGAUUUCCAUCCACGCAGGCAGCCAGCCUGUCCAGGCCAAGGCUCAGAAUUUCUACUUUCACGUUGGAGAUCACAAGGUGAGGAUGACGGAGGUGAAGACAGAGCUGGAGAAGGGCUUCGAUGUGUACAUUCCUGAGACCAGUGUUGAGGAAGUCUGGGAGGUGAUGGCGUCUGCGUGCACUGACCUAGCAGAGUUUCCUGAGCUCCGUGAUGUCAUUCUCGCCGUGAGCGGCGCGUGCAGGAGGCACAAAGCCUCGCAGUUCCUGAUGUCUCAACUCCGCAUGAGCGGGCAGAUUUCCAUCCACGCAGGCAGCCAGCCUGUCCAGGCCAAGGCUCAGAAUUUCUACCUCCAUGUUGGAGAUCGUAAGGUGAGGAUGACGGAGGUGAAGACAGAGCUGGAGAAGGGCUUCGAUGUGUACAUUCCUGAGACCAGUGUUGAGGAAGUCUUGGAUGUGAUGGCGUCAGCGUGCACUGACCUAGCAGAGUUGCCUGAGCUCUGUGAUGUCAUUCUCGCCGUGAGCGGCGCGUGCAGGAGGCACAAAGCCUCGCAGUUCCUGAUGUCUCAACUCCGCAUGAGCGGGCAGAUUUCCAUCCACGCAGGCAGCCAGCCUGUCCAGGCCAAGGCUCAGAAUUUCUACUUUCACGCUGGAGAUCACAAGGUGAGGAUGACGGAGGUGAAGACAGAGCUGGGGAAGG
Molecule: messenger RNA, 706 nt
Organism: Durusdinium trenchii
Lineage: Eukaryota; Dinophyceae; Suessiales; Symbiodiniaceae
Source: the annotation of a GenBank genome assembly